Molecule: messenger RNA, 243 nt
Organism: Blumeria graminis f. sp. triticale
Lineage: Eukaryota; Fungi; Ascomycota; Leotiomycetes; Helotiales; Erysiphaceae
Source: the annotation of a GenBank genome assembly
AUGGAUAUCAUUGCUGCAUAUUCUAUGCCACAGCAGGAGGAGUACGAGGAUGAGGAGGCAGCUGAGCCGCCCGCUGCUUUUAAUCAAGCACUAAAUGGCCUCAAGCACCUGCUCAGCUUGAAGGAGCAUGAGCUAGAUGCCAACUCCAUGGAGCUCACAACACUCGUGCGCAUGGGAAGAAGCCUCCAGCAGCAGGCAGAGCUCCGUAGAAGGCAAGGGAUAUUAGAUAGCUUGUUUAAAUAA